Molecule: messenger RNA, 2530 nt
Organism: Engraulis encrasicolus (European anchovy)
Lineage: Eukaryota; Metazoa; Chordata; Actinopteri; Clupeiformes; Engraulidae
Gene: slc22a3
Product: solute carrier family 22 member 3
Exons: 11
Coding region: 20-1660 (546 amino acids)
Biological process (GO): transmembrane transport
Cellular component (GO): membrane
Molecular function (GO): transmembrane transporter activity
Source: RefSeq, a predicted model, not a curated record
CUCGCUGGCCACUUGCAGAAUGACAAACUUUGAUGAACUUCUCAGCCAUGUGGGAGAUUUCGGGUGGUAUCAAAAGAGGAUCUCUAUAUUGGGAUGCCUGCCACUGGUGCCCUUCGCAUUUGUUCUGGUUGGAGUCGUGUUUUUGGGUAACUCACCACAACACUGGUGCCGCAUUGACAACGCGGAGAAGAUCCAGGACAAGUGCGGAUGGAGCGAGCUGGAGUUGCGUGCGCGCAUCGCUCCGCGUGGGUCUCGCUGCCACAGGUUCAAUGUGGACUGGACCGCCGCCAGUGAGGCGAACUGCAGCAGCACCGAGAGUGAAGCCAGUCUAUCCUACAGUCCCCUGGACUCCACGCUGGGUCUUGAGCCCUGUGACAACGGAUGGGUCUUCAAUUCAAGUCACAUAACGGUUGUGACUGAGUUUUCCUUGGUUUGUCAGACGUCCUGGUUGGCAGAUCUUAAUCAAGUGUGUCUGGCUUCCGGCUUCUUUGUCGGGGCAUUCAUAACUGGCUAUCUCGCAGACAGGUUCGGCAGGAAGCCAUGUUUCCUCGGCUCGAUGUUUGGACUGGGUCUGGCCGGGGUGGGGGUGGCAGUGUCCCCAUUCUACCCCAUGCUGUUGGCAUUCCGUUUCCUCCAAGGAUUCUUUGCCAAGGGAGCUUGGACAGCCACAUACGUCCUUGUAAUUGAAUUCUUCGGAUCAAGCAACAGGAAAUUUGUGUCUGUCAUGUCUCGGACUCUGUACUCGGUCGGCAUGGUGCUUCUGCCGUGUCUGGCCUACUACAUCCACUCCUGGAGGAACCUGCAGCUCGUCAUGACCAUCCCCAUGUUCCUCUUCCUCUCCUACUAUUGGCUUGUUCCAGAGUCUCCUCGAUGGCUGAUAUCUCAGAGGAGAGUCCAGGAGGCCAUGGAUGUUGUGAAGAGCAUUGCUAAGAGCAACAAGAGGUCCCUGCCACAAAACCUCAUUGAGGCAAAUCCACUCACAGAAAAAAAGGAAGAUCCAACCACUCUGUCCUUUAAAGAUUUGUUCAGAACCCCCAACAUGAGAAGAAACACUCUGAUCCUGAUUUAUGCCUGGUUCACCAGCACCGUGGUGUUCCAGGGCCUGGUGCUGCGUUUGGGCAUCACGGGGGACAACGUCUACCUGGACUUCCUCAUCUCGGCGCUGGUGGAGCUGCCCACAGGACUCAUCUUCUACUUUGCGGUGGACCGCGUGGGCCGCCGGCCACUCAUGGCUGCCUCCAACUUCAUCGGUGGAGUAGCUUGCCUGGCCGUGCCGUUCAUCCCUGUGGAUUUCCUGUGGUUAAAGAAAGCUGUGGCAAUCCUGGGACGCUUGUCGGUGGCUGUUGGAUUUGAGACAGUGAAUUUUGCCAACUCUGAGUUGUACCCAACCCCUCUCAGAAAUCUGGGCAUGUCCGUGUGUUCGUCGGCCAGUGACCUGGGCUCAGUGGUGGCUCCCUUCCUGCUCUACAGAAUGGCCAGCAUCUGGCAAGAGCUACCUCUGUUCUUAUACGGCACAAUGUCUGUGCUGUGCAGCAUACUGGUCAUGCUUUUACCAGAGAUGAGAGGACUCAACCUUCUUGAGACGAUAGAUGACUUGGAGAACAUGAAAAGCAACAAUUGUUUCAAUAAACAAAAGAAGACAUCAGAUACCAACAUAUAAUGGCUCAUUGGCGGCCAUUCAACAUAUCUGCAGAGCUCACCAGAGAGCUUGAAACCGCCUCAUGAUGACAGGGAAACCAAGUGCAUUUGUGUAGAGACAAUAUCAUGAGAGCUCUGACAGACCAAUUCAGCAUAUCUACAGAGCUCAACAGAGAGCUUGAAACCGCCUCAUGACAGGGAAACUAUUAUGUAAAGGCCUGUUGACCCCAAGUUACACUGCCACAACUCAAAAGUGAAAACGGAUUUCACUCCGUCCACACAGUAGCAUUUCUCUGAAAACAUUGAAAACAUGUCCAGCCGGCCCUGCCGUGGCCAACCGGUAGGGCUCUUGCCUGCCAUGCGGCUGACACGGGUUUGAUUCCUGGCCCGGGUCCUUUGCCGACCCCAACUCGCUUCCUGUCCACCUCUCACACUGUCCUAUCAAAUAAAGUAGAAAAAGACCAAAACAUUUUUAUUUUUUUUUAAAGAACAAAAAAGAAAAGAAAAAACAUGUCCAGCCGAGCGAACCCGUAGCUUUUAUCAACAUCCUAUUUAGGAAAAGAUGAAAUGCUUCUGAAAUUGUAACUUUUUUUGUUUGAUAUAAAAGUGCAUUUGUGAGGCGACAGCAUCACGAGAGCUCUGAUAGACCCCUAUUUUCUACCGGAAUUGUUUUAAGUCUAAAACAAUGCUGAAUUGUUUACUCAAAAAACGGACUGGUGACCUAAAAAUCUCUCUUUGUUUCAUUGUGUGUUCUCAUGGUGUGUGGCUGAAUGACAAAGGAAAUCUUAAAAGAAGUUUGACUGGGAGAGAAUUCAUUAAGGGGGCUAUUUUGUAUAUUGUACAUUAUUUUCUGUAUUUUCUGAAUAUUUCCAUUUCCACUGUAAAAAAUAAA